UCUUCGACAUCGGGUCUACCUACAUACGAUGAACAGCGAAUUCCAGCCGUCUCGUUUCUCUUAUUCACCUCAUGUUUAUGACAAAGAGCGAAGCCAGCUGUAUUCUACGUGCAUCCUUUAAGCGACAACUAUAGCCUUCCAUCUGGGAUGGGGGGAAGGAAAAAGAAAAGCCAUGUGAAGCCAUCAGGCUCAACCUCACAGGAGGGAAAGGCUCGGACCGAGUCUGUUGAUCCGGCCGUCCUUCAAGAACAAUUAUUUGAGGAGUUUCGAGAUCUGGAUCAGUCACUCAUUCUCGCUAUUACUAUGGAGCGAAACAUCCAAACGGAUUAUGACGACAUCAGGGACAUUCUUAAAACACUGGCGCAGACUGCUUCAUGUGAGGCCUCGACGUCGUUUGACCCCUCCGGACUGGGCAUGACCGUCGAGGGAGUGAACGGUGAUGAUCCCGAUCACAGCAUCAUGUCCGAGUCUUUGGCUACGGAAAAUGCCACGACAAUAUCCGACUCUAUCAUCUCCACCGACUCCUCCUCGUCCGAGGACCUCAAAUUUUGCGACGCAUCAGACCUGAACGAGCUCGAUAAGAUCGAGCGACUUCGUCUGGUGUUUCCCAACUUCAAGGAGCACACCCUCAAGUUUGUCCUUAAACAGAGCAGAGGCGACCUUGACACGGCCUUUGACGAACUCCUAACCCGGCAGCACCUCCAUGAGACUGACCAGCUGCCCAAGGGACUGGACGGCUUUUACGAGCCCCAAGGCAGUACAUCAACCCGCAGAGGCAAGAAUAAGUCCAAGGACCAAGGCAGCAAAGGAAAGGCCAAACUUGCGCUGAACUACGCAGUCGUAUUGCCGACAGUGGACAACGAGGAAUUGGAAGGGGCUAAGGGCCCCAUUCGACCCUCGGCAUCAACACAGCGCGGCGGCAUGUCAAGUACACAGGCGGUUACCACCUCCUAUGAUAGGGCGUCCAACCUUCCCGGUUUACCAAGCCCAGACACCGAGUACGGAGUCUCCAACCUCUACGCCCAGGCUUCAGCCCUUGCUCGAAAGGGACCACUAGGCCGACAAGGCGCCAUCGUUUACACGGAGCGCGCCCGGGAAGAGGCCCGUGCCGCUGCCGAAAGGAUAUCGUGGGCAUCCGAGCAACUAGUCAACCAGAAGAGCACGUACUGCAGUAUCGAUCUACACGGCGUCACCGUCCUUGACGGGGUUCGGAUCGCCAAGGAGCGAGUUUGGCGGUGGUGGAACAAUCUGGGCGAGCACCGCCAUUUCAAGGCCAAGAUGGAGGGAUUCACAGUGGUUACGGGUGUUGGCCGUCAUAGUUCCGGUGGCGUCUCGCGUCUUCGACAAGCCGUUGGACUUGCCUUGAAGAACGACGGUUGGAAAGUCGAGACGUUGACCGGCCAGUUCUACGUUACCGGGAGGGUCUGAUUGGUUGUGCUAUGGAAACGAAGAACAGUGUUUUGCAUAUCUUGUUGAUGGGUCAUUUUGGGUCAUACAGUACGUCUGCUCGAAGGAUACCCUG
Messenger RNA from Neurospora tetraspora, 1522 nucleotides. RefSeq lists its product as uncharacterized. Gene Ontology annotation, cellular component: nucleus. The coding region runs from base 148 to 1428 and encodes 426 amino acids. Gene Ontology annotation, molecular function: endonuclease activity; ubiquitin binding. The transcript has 2 exons. The record is from RefSeq and is a predicted model, not a curated record. NCBI's taxonomy places the organism in Eukaryota, Fungi, Ascomycota, Sordariomycetes, Sordariales, Sordariaceae.